Messenger RNA from Hevea brasiliensis (rubber tree), 1587 nucleotides. RefSeq names its product mannan endo-1,4-beta-mannosidase 7. Lineage: Eukaryota; Viridiplantae; Streptophyta; Magnoliopsida; Malpighiales; Euphorbiaceae. The transcript has 5 exons. The coding region runs from base 153 to 1445 and encodes 430 amino acids. Gene Ontology annotation, molecular function: hydrolase activity, hydrolyzing O-glycosyl compounds. The record is from RefSeq and is a predicted model, not a curated record.
UUUCCUGUUAGAGAAAUAAUGGUGGAAAACACUGUAAAUUUUGUUUUUUAAAGAAUCUAGGGAUACUUUCCCAUUUCCAUAAGCAUCCCUAGAAUCUUCAUUGAGUUUUAUCUGGGCGUCUUCCUUUGCAUCAUCCAGAAGAGAAAACAGAAAUGAAGCACUGGGGUCUGGUUUUCUUGGUGGUUCUUCUCGUUCAAAAACAGGGGAUUUUUCUCCCAGUUGAAGCAGAUGAAGGGUUCAUAACUACGAAAGGAGUGCAAUUUAUAUUGAAUGGAAGUCCAUUCUAUACAAAUGGAUUCAACGCCUACUGGCUCAUGUAUUUUGCCACUGACCCUUCUACGAGAAACAAAGUCUCCUCUGUUUUUCAAGAAGCUAAAGACCAUGGCCUUACACUGGCAAGAACCUGGGCUUUCAAUGAUGCUCAGGACAGAGCUCUGCAAACCUCUCCUGGCUCCUACAAUGAACAGACCUUCCAGGGAUUGGAUUUUGUAAUAUCUGAAGCUAAGAGAUAUGCGAUUAAGCUAGUGUUGAGUUUGGUGAACAAUUAUGAGAACUUUGGAGGAAAAAAGCAGUACGUGAACUGGGCAAGGAGUGAGGGGCAGUCUGUAUCAUCCGAUGAUGAUUUCUUUACAAACUCUGUAAUCAAAGGAUACUACAAAAAUCAUAUCAAGACUGUUCUUACAAGGCGUAAUACAAUCACCGGAGUUUCUUACAAAGAUGAACCCACGAUAAUGGCUUGGGAGCUUAUGAAUGAACCCAGGUGCACCUCAGAUCCGUCAGGACGAACCAUUCAGGCUUGGAUCACAGAGAUGGCUUCUUACUUGAAAUCCAUAGAUGGCAACCACUUAUUAGAAGCAGGGUUGGAAGGGUUUUAUGGCCAAUCUUCAUCUCAAAAACAGCAAUACAAUCCAAAUUUUCAAAUAGGGACAGAUUUCAUUGCUAACAAUCAGAUCCCUGGUAUUGAUUUUGCCACAGUUCACUCUUAUCCUGAUCAAUGGCUGCCUAAUUCAGACAGACAGAGCCAGGAAUCUUUUUUGAACAGUUGGCUCAGCAAUCACAUCCAGGAUGCACAGAACAUUCUUCGGAAGCCGGUUCUCUUUGCUGAGUUCGGAAAAUCAUCAAGAACCUCAGAUUAUAACCAAAGAGACCAGCUGUUCAACACAAUCUACUCAGCGAUUUAUUCAUCGGCUAGGGGCGGAGGUGCAGCUGCUGGUGGCAUGUUCUGGCAACUUUUCACCAAAGGAAUGGACUCAUUCCGAGAUGGCUAUGAGGUAAUCUUCAGUGAGAACCCCGUAACAGCUGCCAUCAUAGCUGAUCAGUCUCAAAAGCUUAAUAAGAUUCGAAAGAUGUACGCGAGACUCAGAGACAUCGAGGAGUGGAAUAGAGCGCGGGGAAUUAGAAGCGCGAAGUGGACUGCAAACAAUAGCAGCAAUAUAAAGAAUUGAGUGAAGCAUAUAAAAUAUGAACACUACAUAUGUCAUGAAGUUUCAAGUGUGUAUUUUAUCCCUUGAACAUAUACUGCUCAUCCAGGAGAUUUCUCACUGUUCUUUUCUCCUUGAUAUUUAAUUGGGACCUUCCCUUCUGCAA